Molecule: messenger RNA, 1560 nt
Organism: Penicillium malachiteum
Lineage: Eukaryota; Fungi; Ascomycota; Eurotiomycetes; Eurotiales; Aspergillaceae
Exons: 2
Coding region: 1-1560 (519 amino acids)
Source: RefSeq, a predicted model, not a curated record
AUGUCUCCCCCUCCAUCUAGCUGUGAUAUUCUCGUGAUCGGCAGUGGGAAUGCUGGUUUCAGCGCGGCUCUAUCAGCUAAACAAACCACUCCUCGUGCCAAUGUUAUCGUCAUCGAUAAAUGCCCUUCGACAUGGGCUGGAGGCAAUUCCUACUUCACUGCCGGAGCAUUUCGCACGGCGCACAAUGGGCUGUCAGAUCUGUUGCCCAUAGUCAAUAACACAACGACCGAGCAAGCAGCUCGCAUUGACAUGCCCGUCUACUCCGAACAGGAAUUUACGAAUGAUCUUAAACGCAUGACAGGUGGCCGCACUGAUCCAGCUCUGUCAAAGAUACUGGUUCAAGACUCUCGGUCUGCAAUUGGCUGGCUCGCCCAGAAUGGAAUUCGCUUCCAGCUUUCAUUCAAUCGACAAGCCUACGAGGUUGAUGGUCGUAUCAAGUUUUGGGGUGGCCUGGCAUUAAAGACUCAAGAUGGUGGCAAGGGUCUAGUUCAGGAUCAUCUCGCAGCUGCAAAGAAACAUGGAAUUCCAGUCUAUUUUGAUACACCAGCUACGAAACUUCUCACUGAUCCCGUCACUGGGGCACUCUCAUUCGUUCUUCUUCUUCUGGCUCUUCUCAAAAGCAUACCAUCCAUGCUGCUGUGGUCAUUCUUGCUGCUGGGGGGGUUUGAAGCGAACGCUCAACUGCGAGCUCAAUAUCUUGGCCCCGGAUGGGAUGCCGCACGUGUCCGUGGAACACCAUAUAACACCGGAGAUUUGCUGUUGAGUGCGCAACGUGAUGUCUCUGCCAAGGCAGUCGGUAACUGGUCCGGCUGUCACAGUGUAGCGUGGGAUGCCGACUCACCCGCGAAUGCUGGAGACCGAGAAGUUUCCAACGAGUUCACGAAGUCGGGAUAUCCUCUGGGAAUCAUGGUGAAUCGGGAUGGGGAACGAUUUGUGGAUGAAGGGUCUGAUAUGCGGAAUUACACAUACGCGAUGAUCGGGCGACGUAUCCUUGCACAGCCUGGACAAGUUGCAUUCCAGAUUUGGGAUGCGCGAACCACAUCUUGGUUGCGAGCUGAGGAGUAUCGUCCAGAGGUCACCAAGCAUCUGACUGGCUCGACAAUCGAAGAGCUCGCAGAUGCAUGUGUGGGUGCUGGAUUGGUGAAUAAGCAACGAUUCUUGGAUAGUCUGCGAGAGUAUAAUGCUUCUACAAGGGAAGGAAGUGCCAAAUGGGAUCCAGCUGUAAAGGAUGGGCUGGGCACUGUUGGACUCACAAUUCCGAAAUCCAACUGGGCCCUACCACUUGAUAAGGGACCCUUCUUAGCUGUGCGAGUCACAUCGGGUAUCACUUUUACCUUUGGUGGAUUGGCUGUGAAUCCGGAGACAGCAGCUGUUAUCUCUGAGACGACAGGCCAGGAAGUUCCGGGUCUAUACUGUGUUGGAGAGAUGCUGGGUGGCAUUUUCCACGACAAUUAUCCGGGUGGAAGUGGAUUGACCUCUGGAGCUGUCUUUGGCCGGAGGGCUGGCAGGGAAGCUGCUGGAAUUGUUGCAAUGAAUGGAAGAAGGGAAUCUAGGCUGUAG